GUUUAAUCGCAAAUGAGAUCCCGCCGUCCAUUUCUCAAUCCGACGGCUAUCUUAAUCUUUAGUUAUUUUUGUCUGUGGCAAGGCCAUCCAAGAUAAAUACAGAAAUGGAGUGGAGAAGAUGAAUUCACACAGAGAAAGAGAGACAUUGGUAUUACAGAAACUCAACAAACUGCGAACUGAGAAACACAGAGAAAGAGAGAGGGACCAAGAAGAGAAUCAUUUCCUCCUUAUCUUCAGUUUCAAUUUUACAUACCCACCGGCAAGAUAAACUUAUAAUCGUUUUCUCAGCAAUUAUCUGAAACCAGAAAACAAGGAUCUCUUCUAUUCUCUUGUUUGCAUGAGAAUUAUCUGAAAUCUCUUGACCGGUGUUGAAGAUUUCUCUCGCAUGGAAUUAUCUUCUCGUUCUGCGGAUAAGGAAGACAGAAACCAGAGAGCUUGCAAAUCUCUAGAGCCUGAGAUUUUUCUACAGUGGGGAAACAAGAAGAGGCUGAGAUGUGUAAGAGUCAAGGAUCCUCAAAUCUCACAGAAAUCCAAUGGUGUUGUACGUAGGAAAAUCUCAUCUCGGUUUCUAGUCAAAGAGAGUUCUCUUCUCCAAACCACUCGCCUCACCAGGAAUUCCGAGGCAGCCACACUCCGGUCAGGUGGACAUGAGAACAGGAAAUCGUCGUCGCCGGAGAAGGAGGACAGGUACUACACGACAAGAGGGUCAACGGUAGGUGCGGUGGAUGAGAAUGGCAAGCUUUCAACAGAUAGCAACAAUGGAGAAGAUAAAGGACUUGUUUGGCCUAAACUCUACAUUGCUCUCUCAAGCAAAGAGAAAGAAGAGGAUUUCUUGGCCAUGAAAGGAUGCAAGCCUUCUCAGAGACCUAAAAAGAGAGCCAAGAUCAUCCAAAGAAGUUUGCUUUUGGUGAGUCCGGGGGCAUGGUUGACUGAUAUGUGCCAAGAGAGGUAUGAAGUUAGAGAGAAGAAGAGCACCAAGAAGAGACCAAGAGGGUUGAAAGCAAUGGGGAGUAUGGAAAGUGAUUCAGAAUGAGAAACGUGAUAGUUGCAGAGGCUUUUCGAGUUGCAGGAGGAGGCAGCAGCAGCAGCAGCAGCAGAUGCUUUUCUCUUUUUAGGGUUGUGUGGGAGAAUUUUUUGGGAAUGGAGGAGGAGGAGUGGGAAAAUGGGGAAGAGUUCUGCUGGGUGGGGGGGAUUGUCGUUGUGUUGUUGUAUAGAAAGUAGAAUAAUUCCAUUUUUACGAAUUAAUGAAUGAGAAAAUGAAAAAUGUUUUUCUCUCA
This is a messenger RNA of Carica papaya (papaya), 1277 nucleotides long. RefSeq names its product sterol O-acyltransferase, putative (DUF1639). Lineage: Eukaryota; Viridiplantae; Streptophyta; Magnoliopsida; Brassicales; Caricaceae. The record is from RefSeq and is a predicted model, not a curated record.